Lethenteron reissneri (Far Eastern brook lamprey) is the source of this 7507-nucleotide messenger RNA. RefSeq names its product AN1-type zinc finger protein 6-like. Lineage: Eukaryota; Metazoa; Chordata; Hyperoartia; Petromyzontiformes; Petromyzontidae. Gene Ontology annotation, molecular function: zinc ion binding; DNA binding. The record is from RefSeq and is a predicted model, not a curated record.
CGCAUCACCGCCGCGGCUCGCGGUGAUAAGGCGAGCGGGGAAAGUAGGGCCCUGAGGCCUGGGGCCCCCGCGCGUAUGGAAAUCGGGAAUUUAAGGCGAAUUUAGUUGAAGCGUCGCCACCGAUGCCAUUCGCGCUCAAGUAGGGCGACGUAAGAAGACUCGGACACCGUCGGAGCGUCGCGUUUGAAGGCAUUGCCAGUCUGUGCCUCUACAGUGAUCGGGGCGGGCUUGUCCACACGAAGCCGCCGAGACAUAAAAGCGGCGGCAGCAGGGCGGCGAGGCGAGCGAUGGCGCAAGAAGCGAACCGCUCGCAGGGCCCCAUGCUGUGCACCAUGGGCUGCGGUUUCUACGGGAACCCACGCACCAACGGCAUGUGCUCCGUGUGCUACAAGGAGCACCUGCAGAGGCAGAACGCUGGCGGCAGACUCAGUCCCACAGCCACAAGUCCUGGGAACAGCGGUGCCGUCGCGGUCGCUCAAGCAGCGGCCGACAGCCUCGCAUCGUCGACGGCAACCGUUGCCGUGGCAGCUGCGGUUUCGUCGCCUUCAUCGGUCACUCCAGCGACGAGUGGCAGUGCCUCUCCGUUGCCAGCCCCAUCACCAUCGCCAUCUUCAACGUCAUUGUCAUCUGCUGCUGCUGCUGCCGCCGCCACUGCCGCCUCUUCAGCGGUGUUGACUGGCACCGCCAUGGCAACGGCAAACAUGAUGGUGACGGCGGCGCGGGGGGAAGGUAGCCCUGCCACGACACCGACGCCACAACAGGAGCCCUCGCAGGCGGAGGCUCCCUCACCCGGGGUCUUUGGUUCUCCCAGCAGCCCCAUCACAAGCCAGCCCUCACCCGUCAGUUCCCGCAUGACGGCCAUGACCCUGGUGGCUGACGGCGAGGACGUGGUCACCACCGACCAACCUGUGGCCGCCGCCACCUCCGCCGACCUCAGCGCGUGCACCCUCGCGGAUCUGGACGGCGCCGAGGGUUCGCCAGACGGCGCCGACAAGCCCCGGCAGCAGAAGAAGAACCGCUGCCACACCUGCAGGAAGAAAGUCGGCCUCACCGCAGGAUUUGAGUGUCGCUGCGGGAACCUGUUCUGCGGCCUGCACCGCUACUCGGACAAACACGAGUGUUCGUACGACUACAAGUCUGAGGCGGCCGAGAAAAUCCGCAAGGAGAACCCCAUCGUAGUGAGCGAGAAGAUCCAGAAGAUUUGAAACGGUGGCGGCGUUGCCACCGGGUGGAGGAGGCGGGGGAGGGGGGGACGCACGCCAGGGGAACAAUCGCACGUGCACCCGGGGGCCAGGAGAACGAGUCGCGACCUCCUUCCUUCCGAGCCGCCUCCACCGAUCACUCGUUAUGGGGUGGUGGGAGGGAGUUGGUGUGGGUGGGGGGGAGGAAGGAGGGGUGGUGGAAGAUGAGGGCCAUUUCAGCCUGUCCUUCACCUCCUUGCGCUGGGGACACGUUUUGGUUUAUUUUAAAUUUUUGGUUUUUUUUUUUGACCGGCAUGCAUUACAAGGUGCCCAGGCAUGCUCGCAUUGGAAUCCUUUGAAGAUAAUAAAGCGUCGAGGAUGUUUGGCUUGUUCCCAACUAUUACUUUCUACCCCCCCUCAACUUUUAUUCUUUGUUUUUUUUCUUUUCCUGUUGGUUUAUUUUGAAUCAAGUACCAUCAGUUUUAAACAAAUUUAAGUGAAACAGUGGGUUUGUUUCUGUUUUACGUCGCCGGAACACGCUUGUGUACGCGCCCGGCCGCCCACACCGUGACGGGAAGGGGCCUGGAGAUUUGCCGACUGCGCGACUCCUUGCCGGGCCGUUUGCCCAUGCGCAGCGUCGACCGAAAACUUGACUAUUAAAAGGGGAAGAAGUGGGGGCCGCCUUGCGAACUGCAGGGGGUGGGGAGGAGCCCAGGAACGGAGAGGCGCCAUCAUCGCGUGGAGCACUAUCACCGGCCAGCUUUCACGCCAGCGUCCAUCGAUUUGUGCAACUCCCGCAGUUCGAAACAUCGCGUGGCUGGUGGCAAGGGAACGUUUUUAGCUCUGACGGCAAGCAGGGGGCUUGUGUGUGGCGCGCGUGAGGUCUGUCCGUCGGUUGCGGUGCUGUGAGAAAUAAAGGACUUGCUCGCACAUCUUACUUAACACGUUGCGGAAUAAUGCCCUGUCCCCCCCCCCCCUCCCCGCUGGAAGAUGGAAUGGUGAUACAUUUGUCGGAGUUUUCCCUUGCGCUGGGUUGAGCAGAGGGCAAAAGGGCUUGUGUUUGGCCAAGCAGCGGGGUUCUAGCAUUAGGCAGUUUCACCAGCAGUCGCGAUAAUUAGCUCGUUAAUACAAAAAUAACUAUGAUAAUCGAGUGAGCGAGAUUGGGCUCUAUCCCAUGCCCAACUCUCGCGGUUGUUCCUGCAUGCGACAGACUUGUACAUUUUUAGGCAGACGGCGGUAACGGUAGCAGUGAAGAGUACAAAGUUAAUUACGGCAAGUUACAAACGAAUAAGAUAAACUAUAUCAUGAAUAUUGGUUAUAAUGGCUUCAAGAUUAGCAAAUCUGUUGGACUCUGCUCCACGAGACGAUCCGGUUGUGUGAGAGUCGACGGCGAUCCUCUCUUUAGGUUUGGACGUCGGCACAACAGCCUCACGGUGUCUCCUUCCAAACCGGAGUGAGGCUCGCAUGGAUUUUGUGUUUUUCUCCCCCCCCCCCCCUUCCAACACCCUUUUAAUUGGUUGAGUGGUUUUCGUUUGUUUUUAAAUUUGCUUGAAAUGGAAAUUCAGUGUACGUUAUAUAUGUUAUUAGUAUAAUACCCGCUGUGCUCUCGUCUAUCUAAAAAUCUGUCGUUUUCGAGUUUCUCCGCUAAAAAGGGGGGGGGGGGGCCCAGAACGUGUCUGAAAUGGGUCCGUGGCCCACCAUCUUUUCCCCGGGGGGGGGGGGGGGGUGGUAGAGAAGGGGCAGUCAAACCCGCGAGGCCGAUUCGGCCACCCGGAGCAUCCCUUGCCGCACCAUGGCGCCCACCUAUGCGCUGUACCGGGGGUAGGUUUUGUUUGUGCUCGCAAACAGAACCCCUAACCCAGUUGGUACGCAAGGCUCUGCGGGACUGGCUCGUGUGUGUCCCAGGUGCUAGUUGAAGUGGCCCCUCAGGAUAGAGUCCUCCUGUUUGUUGACUCUAAUGCCCGAGUGGGUCAUGACGCAGACACCUGCGUUGGAGGGGAUCGGAAGGCAUGGGCCAGAUCGGCUCAAAAUAACGGAAGGAGGCUUGCUCGACUUCUGUGCAGCCCAUGGGCUUGUAAUUACGAACACGCUGUUCCGCCAUUUGCGCAUCCACACCACAUAGAUGCAGGCCGGGUCCAAGCAAGAACAUCUACUGGACUAUAUAAUUACCGACCAGUGGAUGCGGGCCCAUGUCCUUGACACCAGGACCUACCGUGGAGCUGAUAUGCCCACUGACCAUCGAUUUGUCAUCUGUAAGAUGUGCCUACCAUUCUUCUAUUCUGGUGGUGGGUGUCUAAUGAGGACCCAGUUCAAACCCACGUAGCCUGGUCUCAGCUAGCUGAGGACAGUUGCACGCAGACAUUUCAACAUCGCUUGCAGCUGGGGUUCGCAUUGUGCUACCCUGAGGCCGAGGGGAAAUGGGUGAGGUGUAGGACUGCAGCUCAUGCAGCUGCAAUGGCUGCAUUGGGUAUGUGGUCCAGACCUCCCCAAAGACCCUGUCUGAAGGAGAAGUUCUGGCUGGUUGAGAGAAAAUAACAGACCCACUCCCAUGUACAAAAUCCAACCUUGGAGAAUGAGCCUUUGCUCUGGAUCUGAGAGCCGUGUGGUGCUGCGAGGAUGAGUGGUGGGGCGGGUUGCUGAGGAGAUGGAAUCUGCCUCGAAAGCCGGCAAUCACAAAUUGCUAUUCCACCAAGUCACUUGCAGUCCCUCGCCUAUCACCGUCCUUGAGAGAAAGAACGGAAAGCCGACCUCCAACCCCCAGGAACAGGUCUGCAGGUUUGCAGAGCAUUUGAGUGAGAUCUUUAGGAGUGGAAUUCCCUCAAUCCAGACACCCUUGUGGGGGAAGGUGGAGACGACCCUGCUAGUGCGGCGGUGCCUCGUUGGCAGAAGUAGCCACCCCUUGUGAAUGGUUGGUUUGGGUGCCAUUUGUGGAGGAAGUGAGGGGCGAUCCAAAGUCUGAGACCAGGAAAAGUGCCGGGCAGAGAUGAUCUCCCAAGCGAAAUGCUGAGGGAGGGUGACAUGUGUGCAGACUGCCCUACAUGAUAUCACAACUCUGGACCACGGGAUGGGCCCAGACAGUCACUCAGGAGGAGUUUGAUGUACUGCUGCUGCUGAACCUGGUGUGUGCCACCAAGAAGUGGGUGGGGUCUUGGCAUCGGCGCCACCAACACUAAGCACCUGCCUGGGUAUUUUGUGCCACCAAACACUCAAUUCCCUCAGUUCCCCAUUCGUGAUGGAGCAGUUGUGGAGAGAGUGAAGUUUCCCGUACCUGGACAGUGCUUAUGACCAGCUCCGGGUUUGACAGCAGAGGUCUCACUCCGAAUCCGUUGGGCAGCAUCUUUUCAUCGGCUGUGCAAUAUUCCGUAAAAGCUACCUGGUCUGUCGCUCUUCAUGAAGCUUCGGGUCUUCUUGGCCACAGUCAUGCUAUCCUUUCUCUGUGCUUGUGAAACGUGGACCCCUCUAAUGGAAUGCCAGCUGUAAACAUUCAGGCUGGCAUGCCUACGAUCCAUCUUUUGUUUAAUGUGAGGAGCUCACAAAUCCUUGAAAAUGUUGGACACAUUCCCAUCAGUGAGCUCCUCCGGCAGACAAGGCUGCGUUGUGUCCUGUAGCCCGCAUGCCCAGCCACCACAUGCCCAAGCAGCUUCUGUUUGCUGCAUAGAGGGGACUAAACGGGCAUGACAUGGGCUGGAGAAGAGAUGGAUUGAUGCUCUCAGGGAGGAUGUGGAGCUGUGUGGACUUGCCGACGACUGGUACCAGUUGUCAAGAUCGGCUUCUGGAGGAGGCUCGUGAAUGACGCUUCUGGGCAGUUGGAGGCAGUCGCCCUCCAGCAACAACGGAGGGCGGAGGAGCGACGCGCCGGGUGGCUAAAAUGCAGCAAGUUGCAUCUACCGGUCAUUUCAGUCGGCCAACCCAUGACACCUGAGUCUGUCCCGAGACCACGUGUCAGCGAGCCUUGGACACUUCACGUGGCCUCAGUGCACCUGGCCUGGUACCAGGCGCAGUGAUGACGCCUCCGUCACUUAGUGGCGAAUUGCGGGUAUUGGUGUCUGCAUGUACCGUGUGCUAAUAAGAUUUAUAAGAAUAAGCCAAACGUCCCCCAAGUCCCGUUGCGCUCUGUUCACACUUGGGGCUGAAGUGUGCCACGUUUGAUUUAACUGCGCGUGACCAGAGUUUUUUUUUUGUCCCCCUUGUCGACAUUUGGGAAUUUCUGCUGAAUCCUAAGAACGUUUUACCCUAAAUUUCGAUUUAAAGCUUUGGUGACUGCAGGGAUUCAUCUUCUUGGUUCUUUCGGUAAAGUCACGUAGAAUGGAAAUAAUAAAAUAAUAAAAAUAAAACAUAGUAAAAUAAUUCUCACGACGUUUCGGCCACAACGCAAGCAGCCGUCCUCAGGUGAAGAACAGGUCUGUCGAUAAGACGGUCUGAAUGACACGUCCUCGGCUUGGAGCGUCUAUUUAAGCUGGGAGGGAGGACGUCUUCUCGACAGACCUGUUCUUCACCUGAGGACGGCUGCUUGCGUUGUGGCCGAAACGUCGUGAGAAUUAUUUUAUUAUGUUUUAUUUUUAUAAUUUUAUUACUUCCCUUCUACGUGACUUUACCGAAAGAACCAAGAAAACUGUUACCCUUUGUGAGCAAGUGACGCUAUGCUGUGGAAGGAGGUGGGAGGCGACGGGAGACGAGGAACCGUGAAUUAUCGGCACGGGACCAGCUUCAGGGAGGGGCGCGAGAUUGAUGGGGAACGUAAAUCUGUAAAUCCACGACACUGAACAUCCCCCCCCCCCCCCCGUCUGAGUUUACGCAGUGGUGCGCUCUUAAUGUCUUGAAAUAACAUUAAUCUUUUGUUGUGGGCGGACCUUACAAUUUCCAAGCAUGGUUUGCUUUACUCUCUCCACACUCGAUCUGAUCCUAGCCUCGGCUCCACCACCCCCCUUCGCUCGCACCACCACCACCACCACUGUCGCCCAACGCAUGCUCCUUAAUUAACGCUUGGACAAUUAAGGAGUGAGGAUUGUGGGGUGUGGGGCGAUAGGAGAUAAUGUUGUGGCAAAGUGCGCCUGUAGCCUGGGGAACAGCAUGGCUUGGCUUUGGCCAGGUCUGGUUGGAUAAUGCGCGCGCGUGUUUGUGUGUGUGUGUGUGAUGUGUCGCAUGAGCUUGAGAACAUGACACUCGGCAGUUCUUGCCCAAGCUGCACGGGGCGUGCCUCCCAUUCAGGUGCGAUGGAUUACAUCGGACUGGGUGGGGGUACACCCCCCCCCCCCCCAAUUCUCUGUGUUUCUCUUGAAAGUUAUUUUGAUUUUAAAUGUUCUUCGUAUCUCAGCGCUCAGGUGGACCCGUAGGUCUAUUUUCAAUCACUUAACCAUGUCCAGCAUGUGUGGUCUUCUGGAGGAGGAAGAGACAACACGCAAAUAUACGCGCGGAAUCAUGCAAGCCACAAGAGAGCAUGUGUGUUGUUUGUGUGCGCACAGUGUGGGGAGCGGUGGCGCAGCUGUUAGCGCGCUGCGCUACAAACCCGGCGACCCAAGUUCGAUCUCCGCUCACGGCCAACAUCGGUGACGAUUAUAUCUGAACCGGUCCUGGGCCUCCCCUAGGUCGACUCAGCCUGAAAUGAGUACCUGGUGCGAUGUGUCAACAUCGCCACUGGGGAGACAAAGGCGGCCGGGCGUGGUGCUGGCCACCCACCCCCUCGUGUGCCGUUCUGGCUUUCAUAGGUGCUCGCUAACAGCACUUGCCCCUACAGUCUGUUAAGGCUACACUGGGGGAUCUUUGUCUUGUUUUGUGUGCGCACAGUAGCCUGAUUGUAGCCACUGUCCUUGGGAGGAUGAAAGCGUGGCCUUUUAAAGCUCCUGGCAGUAAAAACGGCUUUGCCAACCCACGUGUACCUGCAUCACCCUGCAUUUUGGAGUCCUCAGUGCAGCUUUGCCCUAUUGCCCUGCGUUGACAACUCUGUACUUUCGCUCUCGACUGACAACAGUUUUAAACGAAUGAAAAUUGGCCAUGCUGUCCUCGUUUUAUGGCUAAAAGUUGCAAAUUCGAUCAAACUUAACCAUUAGUUGAGCUCAUCGGGGGAUAAUCUUUAUAAAGUUUGAUUUUUUUUUGAAGUUGCGUCUUGUCACAAUAAACUAUCCAAAUCUCGUCCCUAGUUAUGGACAGAUGGGGGGGAACUAAUCUCUUCGACAACUACAAACUUUUAUCAUUUUGUUUUCUUUUUGUUCAUAGAUUUGUAUGAAUAAAACAAAUUAUUUAUGCUAGAUAAUCUGCUUUGUUGUUUUAGGCAUCGUCUUGACAGUAUAUUGUACAAAUUUUACGGUAAUAAAGUGCUUUGAAAAUUA